AAGGACGACGUGAACGAUAAGAGCACCGAAAAGCUUAAGGAGAAAGAGUGCGAAGCCAUUAAAGAUCGUUACUUAGGUAUUGUGAAACGUAAGCGAAGAGUGCGUCGACUGAAUGAACGGAAGUUUGUGUUUGAUUGGGACGCGGGAGAGGACACGUCCAACGACUACAACGUGCUCUAUAAGGACAGACACACCAUCCAGUUCUACGGGAGGGGACACGUGGCCGGCAUCGACAUCAAGUCCCAGAAGAAGGAACAGUCGAAGUUCUACGGAGAGCUCCUCGAGAAGAGACGGACCAAUGCCGAGAAGGAACAGGAGAUCGUUCGGCUCAAGAAAGUGCAGAACAAAGAGGACAAAGUGAAAUGGGAUGAAAGGCAUUGGACGCAGAAGUCGUUGACCGAAAUGACUGAAAGGGAUUGGCGUAUAUUCAGAGAGGACUACAACAUCGCCAUCAAAGGCGGCAGAAUUCCCAACCCAUUGAGGAGUUGGGCCGAAGCGGGUCUUAACAAA
This is a messenger RNA of Medioppia subpectinata, 510 nucleotides long. The record is from the annotation of a GenBank genome assembly. Lineage: Eukaryota; Metazoa; Arthropoda; Arachnida; Sarcoptiformes; Oppiidae.